CUUGGAACGUGAAAAUAUUUUUCCCUUAAAGACAGCUCCUCCUCCUACUCUUCAAUUUAAUUCCGCUUUAUUCUCUCUUCUGAGGUAGAUCCCUCUCUCCCUCUCUCGGCUCCUUGAUAGGCAAGUGUUUAACGAUUCCGAAAUUCCGAACUUUAGAUCCUGAUCUUGUGUUCGAUCACUCUCUUAAUCGAAUUGUUGAAUGUUUGUCUGUUGGAUUCUACGUCCUGAUCUAAGAUUUAGAGCACGAUUUGGUUUCGGAAUGGCUUGAUCUUGAUCAUGAUGUGGUGUUGCCUUAUGGAUCUUCAUAUUAUGCUUAUGUUUUUGCAUGAUUUGAAUCAGACGUGAGAAAAUGGGGCUGUCUUUCACCAAGUUGUUUAGCCGACUGUUUGCUAAGAAGGAAAUGCGUAUUCUGAUGGUGGGUCUUGAUGCUGCUGGUAAGACCACCAUUCUCUACAAGCUCAAGCUCGGUGAGAUUGUCACCACCAUUCCUACCAUUGGAUUUAAUGUGGAGACUGUGGAGUACAAAAACAUUAGCUUUACUGUUUGGGAUGUCGGGGGUCAGGACAAGAUCCGCCCCUUGUGGAGACAUUACUUCCAGAACACACAAGGACUUAUCUUUGUGGUUGAUAGCAAUGACAGAGAUCGUGUGGUUGAAGCUAGGGAUGAGCUACACAGGAUGUUGAAUGAGGAUGAGUUGAGGGAUGCUGUGCUGCUAGUGUUUGCAAACAAACAGGAUCUUCCGAAUGCAAUGAAUGCCGCUGAGAUUACGGAUAAGCUUGGCCUUCACUCCCUUCGUCAGCGCCACUGGUACAUCCAGAGCACAUGCGCCACCUCUGGUGAGGGGCUGUAUGAGGGAUUGGACUGGCUCUCAAACAACAUUGCAAACAAGGCUUAGAUGACACAACUCCAAGUUCGCAAUCGCAGUGAGUGCUGGAAUACUCGGUCUAUAUUUGUUUUGUAUUCUGGAUUUUCCUCCAACUCAUUUUGUCGUCUUUACCUGUCUAAACAUGUUUGUGGUUGCUUUUGCAAACUCUGCCAUUUGUUUCCUGUAGCUUCAGAAUAUUCCGUAAAUUUUCGUUUUCUUGGUGAUUUUUAUUCAAAUAGCAAAGCCCAGUUCUCCUAAA
Populus trichocarpa (black cottonwood) is the source of this 1124-nucleotide messenger RNA. RefSeq names its product ADP-ribosylation factor. The transcript has 7 exons. Gene Ontology annotation, molecular function: GTPase activity; GTP binding. The record is from RefSeq and is a predicted model, not a curated record. Lineage: Eukaryota; Viridiplantae; Streptophyta; Magnoliopsida; Malpighiales; Salicaceae. Gene Ontology annotation, biological process: intracellular protein transport; vesicle-mediated transport. The coding region runs from base 350 to 895 and encodes 181 amino acids. Gene Ontology annotation, cellular component: cytoplasm.